GUGUUUGCCCUUGACUGUGUGUAUGUGAGAGGAACUGGCAGAGGCCGGGAAGUUGUAAUAUGGCGCACCCGGAGAUUGAGGGGUUUACUCCCAGCAGUACGUACGGCGAUGAGGGUUUUAAGAGCAAAUUCAUAAGGAAAGUAAAGGAGAACCCAUUUGUACCUAUUGGGUGCCUUGCCACAGCUGGAGCUUUAACCUAUGGCCUCAUAUCUUUCAAGCAAGGUAAAACCCAGCAGUCUCAGCUUCUAAUGCGCACCCGUAUCCUUGCCCAGGGAUUUACAGUUGCUGCCAUCAUGUUCGGUGUGGUUAUGACUGCCAUGAAGCCUCGCAUAACUCCCAAGUGAGAAAUAAAGAGUGUACCAAGUAGCAACUGAUGUAAAGCGAUGCCUGAAUCAGAGCAAUUCUUAUGCUUACAACACAAACUGUUCAGUGGUUUCAAGAAAUGCAGCUUUGGCACAGGUUGGACUGUUACCUGAGACUAUAGAAAGUGGUCAUUUUUUUAUGUUAAUAAUAAUAAAUCUCUAUGUAGAAUAUUUCAAACACCAAGCCUCUUCAUUAAAGUAGUAUGUCAAUAACUA
This is a messenger RNA of Xenopus tropicalis (tropical clawed frog), 578 nucleotides long. RefSeq names its product HIG1 hypoxia inducible domain family member 2A (gene higd2a). The record is from RefSeq and is marked provisional. NCBI's taxonomy places the organism in Eukaryota, Metazoa, Chordata, Amphibia, Anura, Pipidae. The coding region runs from base 60 to 344 and encodes 94 amino acids. The transcript has 2 exons. Gene Ontology annotation, cellular component: mitochondrial membrane.